Molecule: messenger RNA, 2918 nt
Organism: Eptesicus fuscus (big brown bat)
Lineage: Eukaryota; Metazoa; Chordata; Mammalia; Chiroptera; Vespertilionidae
Gene: MMEL1
Product: membrane metalloendopeptidase like 1
Exons: 25
Coding region: 121-2454 (777 amino acids)
Biological process (GO): protein processing
Cellular component (GO): plasma membrane
Molecular function (GO): metalloendopeptidase activity
Source: RefSeq, a predicted model, not a curated record
UCCCACCCCUGGGAGCCCCUCCGCCCGGCCCUGCUCCCCAAAACUCUAGGCCAUCCUGCCCCAGCCUCCGACCUGCCCUCGGGUGACGGCCGUUCUCCAGUGACCUGAAGAGCCGCGGCGAUGGGGAAGCCGGAGAGCCCCGCGGGGGCGGCGGAGACCAGGGGCCGGUCCCGGCGGCGGCGCCCCGGCGUCCUGGAGUGGGGGCUGCUGCUCCUGCUGCUGCUGCUGACGGGCGCCCUGGCGGCCCUGAGCCUCCUCUACGCCCACAGCGGAGGGAAGCAGCGGCCGCUCCUCACUAGCCGGCUCGCCUCCGGGAAAGAGAAGACCGCUGUAGAGCGAAAGCCCCGAGCCAUCCAGGGGCCCCAGGAGGACGAGAUGUGCACCAGCCCCGGCUGCGUGAUAGCAGCCGCCAGGAUCCUCAGGAACAUGGACCCGUCCAAGGACCCGUGUGAGGACUUCUACCAGCACGCGUGCGGGGGCUGGCUGCGGCGCCACGUGGUCCCCGAGACCAGCUCCCGGUACAGCGUCUUCGACAUCCUGCGGGACGAGCUGGAGGUGGUCCUCAAAGGGGCGCUGGAGCACACCGCCGCCAGGGACCGGCCCGCCGUGCAGAAGGCGAAGACGCUGUACCGCUCCUGCAUGAACGAGAGCAUAAUCGAGGAGCGAGACUCCCAGCCGCUGCUGGAGACCUUGGGGCGGGUGGGCGGCUGGCCGGUGGCCAUGGACGAGUGGACGGACACUGUAGGCCGCCACUGGGAGCUGGAGCGGCAGCUGGCGGCCAUGAACGCCCAGUUCAACCGGCGGGUCCUCAUCGACCUCUUCAUCUGGAACGACGACCAGAACUCCAGCCGCCACAUCAUCUACAUAGACCAGCCCACCUUGGGCAUGCCGUCCCGAGAGCACUACUUCCAGGAAGGCAGCAACCAGAAGGUGCGCGAGGCCUACCUGCAGUUCAUGGUGUCGGUGGCCACGAUGCUGCGGGCGGACAUGAGCCUGCCCCGGGACCGCCGCCGGGUGCAGGAGGACAUGGCGCAGGUGCUGAGGCUGGAGACGCAGCUGGCGAACGCCACGGCCCCCCAGGAGGAGAGGCACGACGUGACCACGCUGUACCACAGGAUGCCGGUGACGGAGCUCCAGGACAGGUUCAGUCUGAAGGGAUUCAACUGGACCCUCUUCAUACAAUCGGUGCUGUCAUCUGUCAAAAUCGAGCUGCUGCCCGAUGAGGAGGUGGUGGUCUACGGCACCCCCUACCUGCAGAAGCUGGAGAGCAUCAUCGACGUCUUCUCAGCCAGGACCAUGCAGAACUACCUGGUCUGGCGCCUGGUGCAGGAUCGUAUUAGCAGCCUGAGCCAACGGUUCAAGGACGCACGUGCAAAGUACCGCAAGGUGCUGUACGGCAAGACCACGGAGGAGGUGCGCUGGCGGGAAUGCGUCAGCUACGUCAACAGCAACAUGGAGAGCGCCACGGGCUCCCUCUACGUCCGGAAGGCCUUCUCCAGAGACAGCAAGGACGUGGUCGGAGAGCUCAUCGACAAGGUGCGGGCCGUGUUCGUGGAGACCCUGGACGAGCUGAGCUGGAUGGACGAGGCGUCCAAGAAGAAGGCCCAGGAGAAGGCCAUGAGCAUGAAGGUGCAGAUCGGGUACCCCGACUACAUCCUGGACGAGAGGAGCAAGCACCUGGACAAGGAGUAUUCCAACCUGAACUUCUCGGAGCACCUGUAUUUCGAGAACGGCCUGCAGAACCUCAAGGCCAGCGCCCAGCGGAGCCUCAAGAAGCUGCGGAAGAAGGUGGACCAGAACCUCUGGAUCAUCGGGGCCGCGGUGGUCAACGCGUUCUACUCUCCAAACCGGAACCAGAUUGUGUUCCCCGCCGGGAUCCUGCAGCCCCCCUUCUUCAGCAAGGACCAGCCGCAGGCCUUGAACUUCGGCGGCAUCGGGAUGGUGAUCGGACACGAGAUCACCCACGGCUUUGACGACAACGGCCGGAACUUCGAUGAGGAGGGCAACAUGCAGGACUGGUGGAGCAACUUCUCGGCCCAGCACUUCCAGGAGCAGUCGGAGUGCAUGGUGCACCAGUACGGGAACUACUCCUGGGACCUGGCCGAGCAGCAGAACGUGAACGGGUUCAGCACCCUCGGGGAGAACAUCGCUGACAACGGAGGGGUGCGGCAGGCAUACAAGGCUUACCUCAAGUGGAGAGCGGAGGGCGGCCGGGACCAGCAGCUGCCAGGCCUGGACCUGACCUUCGACCAGGUCUUCUUCCUCAACUACGCUCAGGUGUGGUGCGGCUCCUACCGGCCCGAGUUCGCGGUGCAGUCCAUCAAGACGGACGUCCACAGCCCCCUGAAGUACAGGGUGCUGGGCUCCCUGCAGAACCUGGCCGCCUUCUCCGACGCCUUCCGCUGCGCCCGGGGCACCCCCAUGCACCCGCGGGUGCGAUGCCGCGUCUGGUAGCCGAGGCCCAGCCACACUGCGCUGCCCACGCCACCCGAGGUCCGAGGCGACCCGACGGCUCUGAGCCGGUGCGGCCGGCGGGGACCUGCGUGCGCUCCGGGCCAGACCCGCACCGGCCGGGACUCUGUGGGGCCCCGGGGUGAGCAGGACCCCGCGUCGCCGCCCCGCGCAGCCCUGCGGCGCCUCCACCUGCCUUCCGCCCGCUCCAGCGCGUCCUCGGUGUCACCGGCUUCAGACUUGAGCGAAUCCUCAGGUUUGGACAGUCUUAAUGCCCCAUGUUUUGCACCCGGCGGCUACUAAACUUCGCUCCUCCCCUUCCUUUUUGCUUUCUGCACGUGCUUCACCGGAGCGUCCUUCCACCUUGCAAUUGCAGUGGCCCUGUGCUCAGGCCCCACGUUGGGUGCCACAUGGGCCUCACCAGCACAGCCGAGGGUGAGCCUGAGGAGGGGCGGUGAAGGACCAGA